Triticum dicoccoides is the source of this 1135-nucleotide messenger RNA. RefSeq lists its product as uncharacterized. Bases 74 to 787 code for a protein of 237 amino acids. NCBI's taxonomy places the organism in Eukaryota, Viridiplantae, Streptophyta, Magnoliopsida, Poales, Poaceae. The transcript has 3 exons. The record is from RefSeq and is a predicted model, not a curated record.
ACCAUUUGCCGUGUGCCGUGACACGACUUGCUUUCUUUCUCUGGCGGUGGCGGCCUCUCACCCCGUCUCCGGCAUGGACGUCCUGGCGCCGCUGUCCCGCGCGCAUAUCGGCUCGCCGGCCGCGGCGGCCGCCUCCGCUCGCCCAUACGUUCUUCAUCGUUUCAACCGGAGGACCAUCCGCCGGCGAGGCGCCGGCCUGCGCUGCCGCCGGCGCCUGCUCAGCGCGCGGGGAGAGCGCCCGGCUCCGGAUGACGAUGAGGACGACGGGGAGGUGGCUGGGUUCGACGCAGCGGUGGCGCUAUUCAACGGCGGGGAGUACCACGCGUGCCACGACGUGGUAGAGGAGCUCUGGUACAGCGCCGAGGACCCCGGCCGGACGCUCCUCCACGGCGUCCUCCAGUGCGCCGUAGGCUUCCACCACCUCUUCAACCAGAACCACCGCGGCGCCAUGAUGGAGCUCGGGGAAGGCCUCUGCAAGCUCCGCCGCCUGCGCCUGGAGGACGACGGCGACCAAGGGCCCUUCUCUCGAUUCCGGGACGAGGUCGCCGCCGUGCUCAGCUUCCUCUACCGCACCCAGAAGGAGCUCGCGGCAUGUAACGACGAGCUGUGCUUGGCCAUGGAUGGCUCCGCGACCUCGUACCAGCUGCUCGGCGACUUCGCUGCCGGGCAGCGGCUGUACCGGCAGGGAGUCGACGCGGACGGCGUCCCGAGCAUCCUCUUCUCCGGCCGCUCAUCCGGCGACUACCUCGCUCCUCCAUGCACGGGAUCCAUCCUAGCCCCACAAUGAAGCCUGACUGUUCCCGCAAAAAAAAAAUGAAGCCUGACUGUCACCACGAUGAUAGGGCAUGACAGUCUGUCUCGAGAAGGUCCUCGGAAUCGGAUAGACCUAACGCGACCAUGGCCUCCUACUACACAUCUGCCCAACAUCCUUGCCAAGGCCCAGAUGACGGGCAUCCUCCCUUGUUGUGUUAGUCGAGGCCGGCGGCCGGCCAAUGGCACCGUCAUUGCGUGUGCGUUGCUAUAGAAAAAAAAUGUGUCUAAAGUUUUUAUCUUGCGGACUAUAUCUAAAGGGGAGAUUCAAAAGAGAACGAUGUGGCUCACGUACCCAGGUCAUUGUAUCUGAAGUUUCUAUUUA